CAGCACGCGCUGAGUGAGAUGACCCUCUCUUUGCUGUGUAGUGAAAGAGUUUCUCACUUUUUUUGUGAUUUCCGCGUGACAGAGGGAGAGUGAGAUGGAGGAGGGCACCCUGGGGCAUCGGGACAUGCCCUCACCCCGCAUCUAUGUAGAGAGGACUUUGGCUUUGAUCAAACCCGACGCUAUAGAGAAAGCAGAUCAAAUCGAGGAUAUAAUACUUAAGUCAGGAUUCACUAUUCUGCAGAAACGUAAGCUUCAGCUGAGCCCCGAGCAGUGUAGUGACUUCUACGCCCAGCACUACGGACAGCCAUAUUUUCCAAGUGUGACAGCAUUUAUGAGCUCUGGCCCAGUUAUGGCACUUGCUCUGGCGAGACAUCAUGCCAUCGCUACCUGGAAAGAUCUGAUGGGACCAAGCAACAGCGUCAAGGCCAGACAAACCCAUCCGAAAUGCCUCAGAGCUAGAUUCGGGACGUCUGACUUGAGGAAUGCCGUGCACGGCAGCGAAACAUUUUCAACGGCCGAAAGAGAACUCAGGUUCAUGUUUCCCAACUCUGUAAUUGAAGCCAUUCCUAUGAGUGAAGCUGCCACAGAUUACCUGAGCAGGUAUAUAAAUCCAACACUCCUCACCGGCCUUGCUGAGCUGUGCAGAACAAAACCCAUCGAUCCAUGUGUAAACAUGGCUGGCUGACUGGCUGAUUCAAAACAACCCAAAUAAACCCAAAAUAAGUGGAGGAACUGUAGAUAAAGAUGCAGCUUGAACAUAAUUGAGAACAGCUUUACUUUUAGGGUUUCAGACAGAUAUUGUUCCAGCUAAAAAUAAUUUCUAUUAAAAAUCAAUCUGCAUUGAGACAUUA
This is a messenger RNA of Clarias gariepinus (North African catfish), 851 nucleotides long. It is a transcript of the gene nme5, whose product is annotated as NME/NM23 family member 5. The coding region runs from base 95 to 685 and encodes 196 amino acids. Lineage: Eukaryota; Metazoa; Chordata; Actinopteri; Siluriformes; Clariidae. Gene Ontology annotation, biological process: GTP biosynthetic process; negative regulation of oxidative stress-induced intrinsic apoptotic signaling pathway; CTP biosynthetic process. The transcript is spliced from 5 exons. Gene Ontology annotation, molecular function: nucleoside diphosphate kinase activity. The record is from RefSeq and is a predicted model, not a curated record.